AUCGAGUGAAGGAUAGAAGAGAUCCAAUGAUCAACUUACCGGAUUGUAACCUCAAACAGAAAUUAGUGAUUUACCUUGUGAAUUGUAAUCAUCAUAAUUGAAAAUCAAGCGCGAAUGUUGCACUGAAACGGGCGAUUGAACAUCGAAAUUAAUUGGUGGUAGCACGCGACAGGCAAAAUUUGCAAAAUUCUGAAAAUACGAUUCAGCUAUGUUCGGACGUGUGAUACCAAAAAAUUUUCGUAAUAUAUCGCUUCUGUCACGAGUUUGGAGUGGACCGAACGGAGCACUAGCUGGCAAGCAAGCUGAGCAGAAGAUGGUCACUAUUCUCAGAGAUAAGUUUCCCAAAGCGAGCCUCAUUGAAGUUACAGAUGUAUCUGGAGGGUGUGGAGCAAUGUUUGAAGUAAAUGUGGUUGCCCCAGAAUUCAAAGGACUUAAUACGGUUAAGCAGCAUCGGAUUAUCAAUGAGUAUAAUCCUUGUGUUUCAUGUUUGUUUGUAGAUUCUGAAGGAGGAAAUUAAAAAUAUGCAUGGUAUUCGUAUACAUACAAGUGCUCAGGACACCUAGGUUUUUCAUGUCAAGUGCUUUAAAUUUGUGAAUUGAAAAACACAUCGACAUGUAUUUGGAUAUAGUGACCUGAAUUCGCAAUUUGCUGGAAUUGUGUAUAUUUGUACAUAUGUCACAAAGUUUAAUGCAUCCGAAUUAUUUGCGAGAAUGCAUUUGUUGCGAUUAAAUAAAAGGGUUAGCCUUCCUUGUUUGCAAAUUUUAGGGCAAAAAGCAUUUGACCUCAGUUUCGACUUGCAAGACCCUUUUCUCACUCAUUGGUUCGUCAGGAAAUCAAUAAAGACAUCUAGAAA
Diprion similis is the source of this 853-nucleotide messenger RNA. Its product is annotated as bolA-like protein 3. The record is from RefSeq and is a predicted model, not a curated record. Bases 209 to 517 code for a protein of 102 amino acids. The transcript has 4 exons. NCBI's taxonomy places the organism in Eukaryota, Metazoa, Arthropoda, Insecta, Hymenoptera, Diprionidae.